Molecule: messenger RNA, 2907 nt
Organism: Candidozyma duobushaemuli
Lineage: Eukaryota; Fungi; Ascomycota; Pichiomycetes; Serinales; Metschnikowiaceae
Product: Arf family guanine nucleotide exchange factor
Exons: 1
Coding region: 1-2907 (968 amino acids)
Biological process (GO): regulation of ARF protein signal transduction
Molecular function (GO): guanyl-nucleotide exchange factor activity
Source: RefSeq, a predicted model, not a curated record
AUGUCACUCACUAAAACUGACCUGCUGGAGACGCUCCACGGGACAGACCGGAUCGAAAAAGUCGAAAAUCCUGCACCCUGCCCCGAGGAGGAGGAAGGGGAAACCACAAAGACCGACCUGCCCAGGGAAACAACAGUGGAAACGGUGGAAAACGGCUCUUCUGCUGAAAAGAAGGACGCGUUGGUGGUGGUGCUUAACCCCGAGGAGGCCAUUUCCGAAAGCUCAGCUUCAGAGGACCCCGACAAGGAGGCCGAGGACGAGCUCAAGGAAAUCGCCAAAAAGCUCUAUAACGAGGAGUUCGUGCUGAUUAAACCGGAAGAGUACACCCAGUUCUUGGCCGCCGACGACAAGGACUCCGCCUCCAUCAGGGAGCUCUACAUGGACUUGUUCACGUGGAGCCCCAGCUUGGUGAGAUCCACAAGAACCUUAUGCUCCAAGUUGUACCUCAAGGGCGAGUCCCAGGAGAUCGACCGUAUUCUCCUGGCCUUCACGAGGCUGUACAUCCGCCAGAACCCGGUCAACGUGUUUUGCACCCAGGACUUUGAGAAAAUCUACAUCAUCUUGUACAGCUUGAUCUUGCUCAACACCGCCUUGCACAACACCGAGAUCAGCAAGAAGAACGCCAUCUCCCAGUCCGACUACGUCAGAAACACCUUCUCCACUUUCCUUCAGCUGAACAAGAAGGCCUCUGGCAAGCUCUCCGUGAGACAGAAGAUCCUGAUCGAGAGAGAGCUCCACCUGUACUAUGACGAAUUGGCUAGAGCCGAGCUCUACUUGAAGAAGAACAAUGACUUGGCGCCCCAGUCGUCGCCUAGACGCCCUGUCAACCAAAACCGUUUUUCUGUGGCCGACACUAUCCGCCUGACCUUCUCUGCAAACUCGGGUGAGCUGCCCCAGAUCAACGGAGACGAUUCUGCGGUUCAGAACGACCUCAGCAGACAGUACUCCAACGUGUCUAACUACUCCACCGACCCAGAACGCAGACAAUCCUUGGCACUUCUGAAAGUGCGUUCUGGUGGUUCGACCGUUUCUCACGUUACAGCUACUUCCACCAACGCCGGAUUUGGUCAAAACAGCGCCCGCGUGGGUUUUACGCGUGUGUUGCACUCCAACAAUACCCCCCGUUCUCAUCUCAAGAAAAGGACUUCCUUAGACCACUUGCGCCACUAUGGCCACGCAAGUUUGGGCCACAAGAGCUCCAGAACGUCGAUAAUCAGCAGGCAGUCCAACAACGAUGACCAGUUCUCGCUCCUGACCGCCGAUCUCCCCACAUUGGAAGCCUCUCACAAUGAAAAGCAGGAGUUGGAGGACUUUGAUGUGGCCAACUUCCAGGACUCUUACGACUUGAAGUUGGAGUUGCAAGGUGCACCAUACUUGAAGGAGGGUAUUUUGCGGCUCAAAAUCAUCAACAAUGACCAGCUGGAUUCCACUGGAAACGGGGAUGUCCAACAAGCCUCAAGCGGGUUCCUUCUGAGUGCUUCCUCCAUCGCUUCUCGCAAGCUGAGCUUCUUUUCAUUCUUUAAAAGCACACCAAAGGAACCUGCUGCUGUGUCUACAACAGUGGGUACCAGUCACAACCACCAUGCCUUCACCACCAAGUUCAGCGAGUACUUUGUCGUGGUGUCCAAAGGUGAGCUCAGGCUUUAUUCUUUCGAUCCCAAGCAGAUCAAGAAGCAGCAGCAGAAGUUGAAGAAGUUGCGUAAACACAGCAUUGCGUUUGGUGUUGACGUUGAAGACGAUGAGGAAGAUAUUGGUGACGGAAACUGGCUCAAGAACGCUGCUAACAUGGGUAAUUACAACUUGUGCGCCACCAUUGCCCAGCUUGAACGUCUGUCGCUUUCACAAUCUUCAGAGAAGAUCCAGUGGUCCUUGUCGUUCCCCAAGACGAGCAAGAAGGCCGCCAAGAAGUUCAUCUUUGAGGCUGGUACGGUGGAGGUUGCCACUGAGUACGUCAACACAUGUAAUUUCUGGGCUUCAAAGAUUACGGCUGUUCCACCUUUGGAGGAGAGUGUCUCAUCGAUCGAGUACGGCUGGACCAACAUCGACGGGCUCGUGGCCUUGGGCGAUGGUUUCAAGAAAACCAAGAACGUACAGAAAUGGGAACAACUUCCGAAGGGUGUGUACAUCAGCAACUUGUCCACUGCUGAUGACGGCGAUGAUGCUCUGCAUGACGGCUUCCUGAAGCAGUUCUUGCUGACGCUCAAGUACUACAAUAGCUUGAAGGGCUAUUACAACAGCUUCAGCCAGACGAGAACGACCUUCUUGAAGCAGUUCAGAAAGUUUCAAGGCACAUCCAACUACAGAAUGAUCUCGCUGAACUUCGAGAACCGUGCCAACGAAUACAAAACCGAACUCAUCAAGUACAAGAGCUACAUGAUCACUCUUGGACACGGACUCAAGCUCAGGUUUGAUGCUGUCGAAGACGAUGUCUACGAGAAGCUCAAACAGGACAUUAUGGACGAUGAAAAGCUCAAGAUUAACAAGGAGAAUGACGUUGAAGUGGGCGCAGAGGUUGCAAAGCGCCUUCAUGAGCACCAGAAGGCUGAGCUGGAGGUGGUCAAGGUGGCCAAAAAGGAGCUUGAAAAGCUCAGUAUGCUCACACCCGAGCUUUAUAUGAUGUUCAGGCGCAAGGACGCUUUGCCUGAGUCUCGAGACGAGAAAGAUGCCGAGUACGACGUCUCCACCGGUUUGGAGGAUACCUCUGGCACAUUGGUGAAGCUGCCCAAGAACUUCAGUCUUGCCGACAUCAAGGAUCUGGAGAGCAGUCCUAUUAAUCAGUUGCUCUCGGCGGAUGUGAACAGUGGAGCACCAAACGAGGGAGAGUUGAACCAGGCCAAGCGGGAGCUUAUUAUGAGCUUCAGCACCAACACCAUCAAGGAGGAGGACGAGGACGAGACGGUUAUUUAG